Messenger RNA from Cuscuta campestris, 1065 nucleotides. Lineage: Eukaryota; Viridiplantae; Streptophyta; Magnoliopsida; Solanales; Convolvulaceae. The record is from the annotation of a GenBank genome assembly.
AUCACCCUUGAAGGAGAGAGUAACGUUUAAAACAAAAGGAAAGACGCAAUCACUCAUCUCUCUCUCUCUGACUUAAACGUUCAAAAUUUCUACGCCUUUCCCGACUUUCUUCCAUCCGACCGUUGCAACAUCAAUUUCCAAAAAGAAGAAAGAAAAACCUCAAACCAGAGCAUCUGGCUGCCAGAGAAAGAGAACCAAGAAAAAACCCUCCCAAAGAAGAUGAUGGGCGAGUCUCUCGACUCUAAAUCUCUGCUUCUCUCCCAGUUUUCAAGCUCCGACCAGCCGCAAUUCUUGCAGCUCGCGACGGAGAGCUUCAUGUUCGAGAGGGGGCCGAGGUACAGAGCCUACGCCGAUCUCAGGGAAUCGAAGCUCAGGUUGAAACACACGAAACAGCCUGAAGAAGACGAAGAGGAGGAGGAUUUGAUGGUAUUGACUCCUCCUCCUCCUCCUCCCAAGAAACAGGUCAAGUUUCAGGGGAGUAUGGUUACCCCGCCGAGGAGAUCCAAGGGGUCCUCUGUUUUGGCCCAGUCAGUGCCGGAUUUCUCCUACGCCUUGAGGAAGGAGAACCGGAAACCGCCACCGCCGCCGGUGGUUGAGAAGUCGGCGACACCUCCUCCCCAUGGGAGGAAAAGUGGGAAGCUUGUUGGGGGUGUGGGGAGUAAGUCUCUGAAUUCAGGGGAUAAGAGGAGUGGCGGGGGGUUGAUGGCGAGGAGGAGCUACGCUUGUCUGGAGGAGUUUAAAGGGCUGGCUUCUGCUGCUAGGAAUGCCAUUAAUGGAGACAAUCGAGCUGCUGGGAAAGGAAGAAAUAGCAGCAGAGUGGGUCCCAAGACUGUCUUAGGACAUAGACAGCUCUGAAGCUUGUCAUUCAUGGAGGAAGGGUGUGAUGAUGUUUUCUUGAUAAUGGGUUUCAUGUUUUUUUUACCACUUCUGUUCUUUUCCUUCAAUUCUUGAGAAUUGAUUUUGAUUCUUUCUUUCAAUUUUUGUGUGUGUUUCAAUGACCUGAGAAAAUGUUUCUUCUACACUCAUAAGUCAUAUAUAUCAGUUCCCACAAUGUAUAGUCAGUAU